UUAAAUUUAUUUUCUUUGCUUUUGGGUAGAAAGAGAUAGAAGCGGCAACUCGAGGGAGAUCGACGAGGGAUCGAUCGAUCGAUCGGUGGUCGUCGUCGUCGAUCAUCGCCAUGUGGUGCCAGUCUUGCCGGGAAGCGUAUGAGGAGCGGGACGCCGGCACUUGCAAGGAGUGCUACGAAGAGGCCAGCGAGACGGAAGAGGAGCUCAAGCGCGAGAUCGACGACCUCAAAUCCAAGGUCGCCUUCCUCCGCCUCGCGUCCCCCCUCGACGACCUCGCGUCCACCACCGACCUCCUCCUCCACGCCGUCCUCUCCCCUUCCGGUUCCAACUCCGCCACCUGCGCCACCCCCGCCAUCCCCGCCCACCGCGCCAUCCUCAUUAGCAGGUCUCCUGUCUUCAAGGCAAUGCUAGAAAAUGAGAUGGAAGAGAGUAGAAGUGGCAUAAUCAAGAUCCACGAUGUCUCAUACUAUGUUCUCCGGUCGUUUGUCCAUUACCUGUACACGGCAGAGGUGCUUCUUGACGAGCAUAUGGCCUGUGAGCUGCUGAUCUUGGCAGAGAAAUACCAAGUGAAACAUCUGAAGAUCUUCUGCGAGAAGUUCAUGACGUCCAAAGUGAACAACGAUAAUGCUAUCGGAAACUAUGCCUUUGCUCAUCGGCAUAGUGCUAAGCAACUGCUCGAGGCAGCUUUGUCGCUGAUAAUAGAAAACAUGGCCACAUUGACGGAACGAGAAGAGUACAAGGAACUCGUGGAGAAAGACCCACGGCUAGUGGUGGAAAUCUAUGAAGCUUACCUCACCAGGCAAGUCAAUACGGCUGCGAAAGACUCGACAACUUAGCAACGAUGGGAAGUUAAAUGUUUCUUUUUCGAAAGGAUUAUUUGGUUUUAUGUUGCUGAUUGAGAAGGAAGAUGGUGUUUCGAAGCUUUCUGUUCACAAGUCAUGCUCGGUUUAACUGAGCUGAUUCAGCUGCUAUUUUGUACAUGAACACAAGUCACCCAAUUAAUUACAUUUUGGCCGGUUUAAUUGAUU
Messenger RNA from Zingiber officinale, 1028 nucleotides. RefSeq names its product BTB/POZ domain-containing protein At4g08455-like. Gene Ontology annotation, biological process: regulation of proteolysis; proteasome-mediated ubiquitin-dependent protein catabolic process. Gene Ontology annotation, molecular function: ubiquitin protein ligase binding. The coding region runs from base 111 to 836 and encodes 241 amino acids. Lineage: Eukaryota; Viridiplantae; Streptophyta; Magnoliopsida; Zingiberales; Zingiberaceae. The record is from RefSeq and is a predicted model, not a curated record. Gene Ontology annotation, cellular component: cytoplasm. The transcript has 2 exons.